Molecule: messenger RNA, 1122 nt
Organism: Patiria miniata (bat star)
Lineage: Eukaryota; Metazoa; Echinodermata; Asteroidea; Valvatida; Asterinidae
Product: ketimine reductase mu-crystallin-like
Exons: 9
Coding region: 136-1089 (317 amino acids)
Cellular component (GO): cytoplasm
Molecular function (GO): hormone binding
Source: RefSeq, a predicted model, not a curated record
AUAUUAUUUGUAUGUAUUCUACAGUGAACAACCCAACACACAACCACCUGCAGAAAUUGAUUACUGCCACUGUUGCUGUUAGAACUUAGAAGAUAAAAAAGUAUUCCUGUAGAAGGGAACACAACUUCAGCCAGCAUGUCUUCCAGUUCCACAUCCAUUCCAUUCAUCAGCUCACAGGAGGCUGAGAAAGCGUUGACAUAUGCUGCUUUGAUCCCUGCAAUUGAGCAAGCUUUGGGAGAUUUCUCCAAUGGCGAGCAAGGGGGCGUGGUGCAGCCACUACGUUCUGUUUUCCCGGUUAAGAAACAGGAUGGGUACUUUUUGUCAAUGCCAGCCUACAGUGAGAAACAAAGUGGUCUGGCCUGCAAGCUACUGACGCUGUUCCCCAAGAAUGAAAACACUAAGUUCCCAGUACUCCAGGGCACCAUUGCUCUAUUUGAUCCAGACAACGGCUCCUUAAAGGCGAUCUUAGACGGAGAAGCCAUUACUGGUAUGAGAACUGCUGCAGCAUCAGCUGUUGCUACAAAGUACUUAGCCCCAGAAGGAAGCAAGAUCCUAGCCAUUCUGGGGGCGGGGCUUCAAGCUUCCACACACUUACAAGCGCUCAGGCAUGUCAUUCCAUUCUCAGAAGUCCGUGUGUGGAAUCGAACCUACGCCCGAGCCGAAGCCUUUGCAGCGAAGUACGGCUGCAUCGCCUGCAAGACUGGUGAAGAGGCAGUGAAAGAUGCUGAUGUUAUUGCCACGGUAACUGGGACAUCCACCCCUAUACUUCAGAGUGAAUGGGUCAAGGAUGGAGCACAUAUCAACUGUGUUGGUGCGCCUGUGCCAGAUCAGCAAGAACUGGAUCCUGCUCUGGUACGUCGCUCAGUCAUCUACGCAGACAGUAAGGAGGCUGCUCUCAACGAAUCAGGCGAUGUCGUCAUCUCCAAGGCUGAAGUCUUUGGUGAGAUUGGAGAAGUUGUCCUGGGAAAACUGAAAGCUAGGAGGAAUGAGACAACCAUCUUCAAAUCUUUGGGUAGUUGUCUGGGCUGCAUGAGGCAAAUUUCCUAUUCCUGUUUCGGACUGAGAAUAGAAACAGUGAAUCUUUGCUGACGACGUCAAUGUAUCCAACUUACAGUCCAAGAA